Messenger RNA from Bombyx mandarina (wild silkworm), 1128 nucleotides. RefSeq lists its product as uncharacterized. Lineage: Eukaryota; Metazoa; Arthropoda; Insecta; Lepidoptera; Bombycidae. The record is from RefSeq and is a predicted model, not a curated record.
AUGGACGAAGGAGGGUCGGCUGCAGUGGUAGUGGAGCUGCUGCUGGCCGGCAAGGAAAAGGGCAUCACCUACCACGAGGUGAUGACCCAGGCGCGCGGCGGUGUAAAUGUGGACGCCCUCGGCGUGGAGGGGGGCAUCAAGGUCCGGCAGACGGCCAACGGGGCCCGUCUUAUAGAGUGCCCCGGCCCGAACACAAACGCCGCGGCCGAAAAAUUGGCGGCCCGGCUGAGGGAGAUCCUGCCGGACCCCGAGGUGGUGCGUAUCGCGCGGCCCGUAAAAAUGGCGGACGUGAAGAUUACGGGUCUCGACAAGUGCGCCACGAAGGAGGAGGUCACCGCGGCCAUCGCGUCGCAGGGCAACUGCGCCCUCGCCGACGUCAAAGUCGGGGAGCUCCGGGCGACAUACUCCGGAACCCGGACGGCGUGGGCGCGUUGCCCCAUCGCAACGGCGAACCUCCUGGCCACCCCUCUACAGGGUCGACCUUCAGAUAGCCCAGGAUGGCUUCGCGUGGGCUGGGUAGUGGCCCACGUGCAACUGCAGGAGAGCAGGCCGUGGCGCUGUCGUCGGUGCUUCGGCACCGGCCACGGCCUCGCCAAGUGCCCCUCGACCGUGGACCGCAGCGACCUGUGUUUCCGCUGCGGCCAACCGGGGCACAAGGCAGCCUCCUGCACCACAGCCGCGCUGCACUGUGUCUUGUGCGACGCGGCUAAAAGGAAGGCUGACCACCUUUUUUUUUUUUUUCGUCAGACGGGUCAACUAGUUCUUCUCGGUGAUGCUGGAUAUUCGAACAAAAAAUAUCUAUUGACACCUCUACAAAAUCCUGUCACAGAAGAUGAGAAGCUAUACAAUGUGUCUCAUAUACGAACUCGGAAUUGUAUAGAGAGGGUAUUUGGCAUAUGGAAGAGACGGUUUCCAGUUUUGUUAUUGGGAAAUAAGACCAAAGUUGAACUGGUACAAGAUAUUAUUGUUGCAACAGCCAUUUUACCUAACUUGUGUAUCAAGAAUAAUGAUGUCAUGCUUAACUUAAAUGUUAAUAUAGAAAAUAUCAUUGAUGUGAUUAGCAAUGAUAACAACCAAGAUACCAUCCACAGCAGAAAUUACAGCAACAAUAGUUAUAGCAAAUGUUAA